CCUUUCCUUGCAGCCCCCCAUGGCUCUGGUGGCCGCGCUGGGCUGUGCCUGUGCCGGGCUGGUGGCCCUGGCCCUGCUGCUGGUGGCCCAGCGCCUCGGGCUGCUCUACCGGCUGCUGCACAAGGUGGACGCGGCCAGCCCGCGGCACGGUGGCGAGCUGGUGGCGGCGGUGCUGCGGGCGCACGGGGUGCGGUUCCUGUUCACGCUGCCCGGCGGGCACAUCUCGCCCGUGCUGGUGGCCUGCGAGAAGCUCGGCAUCCGCGUGCUGGACACGCGCCACGAGGCCAGCGCCGUCUUCGCCGCCGACGCCGUGUCGCGGCUCUCGGGCUGCAUCGGCGUGGCCGCUGUCACGGCGGGCCCCGGUGUCACCAACGCGGUGACGGCCGUCAAGAACGCGCAGAUGGCCGAGUCGCCGCUGCUGCUGCUGGCCGGCGCCGCCGCCUCCCUGCAGAAGGGCCGGGGCGCUCUCCAGGACAUCCCGCAGCUGCCGCUGUUCCGCACGCUCUGCAAAUCCGCGCUGUCCGUGCGCGCCGUGCGCGACAUCGUCCCCACGCUGCGCCGCGCCAUCGCCACCGCCUGCGAGGGCACCCCGGGCCCCGUGUUCGUGGAGCUGCCCAUCGAUGUGCUCUACCCCUUCCACGUGGUGCAGAAGGAGCUCGGGGGCUCCAAAACCCCCCGGGGGCUGCGGGGGAAGCUCGUCCAGUGGUACCUGGACAAUUACCUGCGGGAUCUGUUCGCGGGCGCCUGGGAGCCGCGGGACCUGACCCCGCUGCCCCUGCACAUCCCCACGGCCAGGCCCGAGCAGGUCCAGCUCUGCUCAGAGCUGCUGAGCCGGGCCCAGCGGCCGCUGCUGCUCGUGGGGAGCCAGGCCCUGCUGCCCCCAACCCCCGCUGAGGAGCUGAGCUCGGCCCUGCAGGCUCUGGGUGUCCCCUGUUUCCUGGGGGGGGCGGCGCGGGGGCUGCUGCCCCCCGAGUGUCCCCUGGGGCUGCGGCAGAACCGGCGCCAGGCGCUGCAGGAGGCCGACCUGGUGCUGCUGGCAGGCAUGGUCUGUGAUUUCCGUCUGUCCUACGGGCGCCUCUUCGGCCGCGGCGCCGCUGUGGUGGCCGUGAACCGCGACCGGGGGCAGCUGCUGCGGAACGCGGACGUGUUCUGGAAACCCCGGCUGGCCGUGCAGGGUGACCCUGCCUCCUUCCUGCUGGCCCUGGCCCGAGCCCUGCCCGGGUUCUCGUGUCCCCCCGAGUGGCUGCAGCGGCUGCGGGACAGAGAGAGGGACAAAGAGCAGCAGAACCGGGCCAGGGCGGCCGUGCCCCCCCCCGUGCACCUGAACCCGCUGGCGCUGCUGCAGGCCCUGGAGCGGCUCCUGCCGCCCCACGCGCUGCUCGUGGCCGACGGCGGCGACUUCGUGGCCACGGCCGCGUACACGGUGCGGCCACGGCGGCCGCGGGCAUGGCUGGACCCGGGUCCCUUUGGCACUCUGGGCGUGGGCGGAGGAUUCGCACUCGGGGCCAAACUGUGCCGGCCCGAGGCUGAGGUGUGGGUGCUGUACGGGGACGGCUCGCUGGGCUUCAGCCUGAUGGAGUUCGACACCUUCGUGCGCCACAAGGUCCCGGUGAUCGCGCUCGUUGGGAACGACGCCGGCUGGACUCAGAUCAGCCGCGAGCAGCUCCCCCUGCUGGGCAGCGCCGUGGGCUGCAGGCUGAGCUACAGCGAUUACCACUUGGUGGCGGCGGCGCUGGGAGGCCGAGGCUUCGUGCUGGACAGCGCUGGGGACACUGGGGACACUGGGGGGGACACUGGGGACACUGGGGGGGACACCGGGGACACCGGGGACACCGAGGCCAGGGUGGUGGCCGUGCUGAGGGCGGCGCAGGCCGAGUGUCACCGCGGCCACCCCGUCCUUGUCAACGCCCUGCUGGGCCCCAGCGACUUCCGGCAGGGAUCCGUGUCCGUCUGAGGGACACCGAGUGUCACCACAUGUCACUGAGGGUCAUCGAGUGUCACUGAGUGUCCCCAAGGGUCAUUGAAUGUCCCCAAGUGUCCCCAAGGGUCUCCAGAGUGGCCUCAGUGUCCCCAAGAGUCACCAAGUGUCCCCGAGGGUCAUCGAGUGUCAUCAAGGAUCAUGGAGUGUCCCCAAGGGUCACUGAGGGUCACCAAAUGUCACCACGUUGUCACCGAGUGUCACCAAGUGUCACCAGAGCCACCCUGGACUGGUCCCAGGGGGUGGCAGGUGACACUUGGGGCACUGUCCCCUCCUUUGGUGACACUUUGGGCACUGCCACCCCCCCUUGGGGACAUUUUGG
Molecule: messenger RNA, 2300 nt
Organism: Oenanthe melanoleuca
Lineage: Eukaryota; Metazoa; Chordata; Aves; Passeriformes; Muscicapidae
Gene: ILVBL
Product: ilvB acetolactate synthase like
Biological process (GO): L-valine biosynthetic process
Cellular component (GO): acetolactate synthase complex
Molecular function (GO): acetolactate synthase activity; flavin adenine dinucleotide binding; thiamine pyrophosphate binding
Source: RefSeq, a predicted model, not a curated record